This is a messenger RNA of Colletotrichum destructivum, 399 nucleotides long. RefSeq lists its product as uncharacterized. The record is from RefSeq and is a predicted model, not a curated record. Lineage: Eukaryota; Fungi; Ascomycota; Sordariomycetes; Glomerellales; Glomerellaceae. The transcript is spliced from 2 exons. Bases 1 to 399 code for a protein of 132 amino acids.
AUGACGGAAGUAAGAUCGGCUCAAGGGUGGGGUACGGAUGCGGGCGGCGAACUGUGCGUUGGUGGCACAGAAUGGGUGGAAAGAGUGUUCCGUUCCCCCCGGAAGCCUUAUGCAUCCUUCUGUGUUGAGAACUUGAGAUGCUUCGAUCCGAGCGUGGACGGCCGGCCUUCGGCGCUCUGUGGCCUUUCGAUGCUGGAGCUGAGGUGGGAGAUAGGUAGACAGGUGUCUCAAGCCGAUGCGUCUCGCGGGCCGCGAAGCUGGCAACAUCACGACUUACUGCAAGUGAAGAAAGGGCUUUUGACAACGUACUUGGUGGCCGAUGGGGCAAAGCUUGCCCGUGUCUUGUCCGCCGAGAUACUUGGGCUCGAGGAGCCCAUCGGCAUAGAGGGAGGCCGAUGA